Owenia fusiformis is the source of this 4001-nucleotide messenger RNA. NCBI's taxonomy places the organism in Eukaryota, Metazoa, Annelida, Polychaeta, Sabellida, Oweniidae. The record is from the annotation of a GenBank genome assembly.
AUGAAAAACAAAUAUUUUCAAAUUUUUGUUAUCAUCAUAUUUUAUCCACUUUUGACGAUAUAAAUUGAGAUUAUGCUAAUUGAUAAUUGUUUAUGAAUUAUGUAUACAACGAACAAUGUAAUUAGAUCAUGGAUACCCCUCACUGUAGCAUCUACUAUCCAGUCAAUGGUAAGCAGUCUUCUUGGAAGCCGAGGCAGUUUGAAAUGUAUUGUGGAUGAUGAUGUGCACAUUCUCACUAACUGUGCUGCUAGACUACUACAGGACUUGCAUAUUGAGCACCCUGUGGGCUAUGUGAUCAAUGAGGCCUGCCAGUCACACCAUAAGCAGUACAGGACAGGCUGUAAGACACUCUGUGUACUUAUAGGCCUAUAUAUGAAACAAGCACAGCAACUCAUUCAACAGGGUGUUCCAGUUCUUUGUAUUGUCCAGGGGUUCAGGGAUGCUAUAGAAGUUUGUAUAGACAACCUGGCACCAGUCACUGUAAAUGUAGAUGAACUCUUGCAUGAUAUCAAUAAAGAACCAGACAUUGAUGAACCCUCCGUUGAAGCCGACAAUACUGCUGGUAAUGAAAUCAAUGAUGCAGAAGAUGAACUCACUAACAAUCAAAGCAAUGAUCACAUUAGGAGUAAAGUAACAUAUGCCAAGUCAAAUAAUCCAAGCUCAGAGAGAACACAUAUAAAAUACACAACUUGUAAAUCUAGUUUUACUGACCAAGAUAAGUUAUUGUUGCAAGAUACCCCCGAUGCAACAGAUGCUUGGCAAGAGAUCAUAUUUACAUGUAAAGAUCUGAAAACAAUUGCAAAAUCUAAAGAUGAAAUCAAAACCGAAAGCCUAAACACUGAUUUCAUCAUUCCUCCUAUUAUUCUAAAAGAGUCUACUCUCAAGGAAAAGGAUACUGAUGAAGACAAUGAUAUAUCUUGGGUGUUUGACAUUGAGUCAACAACCAAUGAAAGUAUAGCGCAAGAAGGUGAUGAAGAAAAUGAUGCAGAUGCACUGAAAUCAUUGACAAAAGAUCUCAGUGAAAUUAUCUGUGGAAUUGGUAACAAGAAACAUGAAAACCAUAAAAGUGAUGUAGGGCUAAUGGGUAUUUCACCAAAUGAUGAAGAUGCUGAUGAAUCAGAUGAUGAGUUUGAUAGCUGCUUUGAUGAUAUUCCAACAACAAAGAUGACAAAGGAAGAUUCUCCACAAAUAAUUGGCAAUCUUGAAAAACCGAAACGACCUCGAACUAGUGCAAUUGAUGAACAAGAUGAUGAAUUUGAUAGCUGCUUUGAUGGCCCACCAAUCAAUAAUGUUAGAAAUACAAAUACAUACAGGAAUCUAAGUGUUAUGCAUAAAUUUAACAAUGACCCAACCCAAGCAUUAAUAAAAUCAUCUGAUUGUGAUAUUCCUGGAGAUGAAUUCAGUGAAUGCUUUCAAGAUAUUACCAAUCAAAAUACUCUUACAAACAUUAUACCAUCUAAAGCCAAAAUAGACAACAAACCAAACAUUUCUAUACAAAAGUCCACCAUUCAAGAGCACAUGUCAAAAGAUUGUCUGUCAUUAAAUUCUAUUUCUAGCUUACUGGGUGCUUUAGGGAAAGACAGCAAGCCUAGUGUAACCCAAUCUCCCAAGCCUAGUCAAAGUAGACACUUUAGAACGAUGAAUGAUACUCAAGAUCACAGAAAAGUGCAAGAAAACAUGUUCUUGUAUCCAGAAGAUAAUUCUCAUAAUAUCAGUGUAGUAAAAACAACUGAACAUAGGAAUGGAAAUAUUCCAUGGGAUGAAACAUCGAAGGUGAAAUCUCAAUACAUUGAUAGAACUCAGGCUAUAUCUAAAGAUCAAUCAUGUGGAUUAACUAACCAGGAAUCUCAAACAUCCAUUCCAAGUGUCUCUCAAUGUGAUAAUAAAAACCUUGCUCAAUUUGAUAAUCAACAUCAUGUUCAAAACUUUCAGCUGGUUACUAAAGGCGAUCAGUCAAAUCAUCAAGCACCUCAAGCACAAAGAAACACUAAUUCAAUGCAACACGAUGAAUUCUAUAAAAUGAUCCAAGAGAAACUGAAGGAAACUAAACCAAAAGUUAACAAAGCUGCUUUUCAUUUAAGAAGUCGACAUUUGAUGGACCAGGAAUCUGAAGAUAUUAAAGUUGAUGAACUAGGAACUAAAGAUGAAGUAAUGUCAUUCACGAAUGAAAAUAUGCUGCUAAAUGACAGAGUUGGAAAUACUAUGGGUGCUGACCAAGUCUUUCAAAGGACAAAUAAUGUCGAUAAUGAAUCUGAAGCUGCACAGUUCACAGGUCAAGAGCAACAUGUAAUUUCUGAUAAUUAUGUCACAUCUCCUAAACAACCUGCAACUAUGGAGAAGGGUAUGACACCUGAGAAACUUGUAGAACUUGGCAAAGCACUUAAACAUGGAGAACCUGAAGUGAUUGACCUUGCUAUUGAAGCCAUAAAGAAAUUAUCCAAUCAUCAACAAACUAUAAGUAUCAUUGACACAAACCAGUUUCACACAAUGUGCAUGGCUGGACCAGAGGAAAUGUCUUGCGUUGUUGAGGGAAUUGUCAUAGCAACAGAACUUUCUUCGCUGCAUCAUUUUCAGAAAGCUACUCACAAUGCAAUAUUUGUAAAUGGUGACCUGAGUGACACUUAUCACCACAUAGGCUACAAAAAAGCAGUAACUGUUCAUAUAGCAACAACUGGUCUGGCUAGCAGGUCAUCAUCUGAAAAGUGGUUUGAUCAAGCAGUUGGCAUGUUAAGAAAGUUUCAGAUAGGAUUGAUCAUAUGCAAAGGCCGCAUAUCUAGUGAACUAAAGGACUGGUGUAUAAGUGAAAAAAUUAUUCCAAUAGAGAGUGCACCAAUGUCUGCUCUACAGGCCCUGGCUGUGGGUGUACAAGCACAGCUACUCACCUACAUAGACGAGUGUACAAAGGUUAACAUUGGUAGUGGUAUAGGGAUACAACCGUGGCAAUUGGAUAGUGGUAUAGGGAUACAACCGUGGCAAUUGGAUAGUGGUAUAGGGAUACAACCGUGGCAAUUGGAUAGUGGUAUAAUGGAUAAUUGCUAUAUUAAACUUUCAUUGCACAGAUCAAUGGUCCAGACUAUUGUGAUAUGUCACCCUGUUGCUUCUGUAAGAUACAUCAGGGAAGAACAGUUUUGGCACACCCUGUACCAUCUUAAGCAUGACAUUGGAUCUGGUAAACUUCUACAAGGUGCUGGAGCUACAGAAUUACAUUGUUCUGAUAUUUUGGAAACUCAUCACUCCUCUAAAGAUUGUGUAGCAGGAAAGUACCAUAGAGUGAGGAGUGAGGUUUAUAAAGCUGUAGCAGGAGCUUUCAGGAGAUACGUUGCUAUAAUAGAACACAAUAAUCCAAAAUCCCAACUGCCUUGUCAUACUCCCAGUCAUAACAUUAUCUCCCUUGGAACAGAGAGUACUCACAACAGUAACACUUCAAUGAGGAUAAGUGAUCAGGGAUUGAUAUUUGAUGAUUUUGAUGGAAAGAUUGAAUCAUGGCGAAGUGCAAUAGAUGUUGUGUGUACACUUUUACAGACACAGGUGCAUAUCUCUACUGGGGAGGACUCUACAGUGAGAGAUACCCUGCAACACACAGUUGGAUAUAUCUAGUAUAUAUACUCAUAAGAAACAUAUAAAGAAUGUUUCAAAUAAUUUAUCGAUGGUUUUUUUUACUUGGAAAUGUUGUACAACCUGGAGAGCUUAACUUUUGUUGUUAAAAUUGUGUGAAAUUCAAAUGUUUCAAAAACAAAACACUAACAGUUUAUCUCGCCAGGCUAGAUGAUAUCUACUGUUUGGAGCAUUGAUGAUUUGAGGUAAAUUGUGGAUAUUCAUAUAAAGAUGAGAUGGCAUGUAUUCGACAGUUAAGGUACACAUGAUGUGACCCAAGUAUCAUUCUGUGACCAUCAUAAUAACAUUGAUCAUUACAUUUUCCUCCAACACUGGCCCAAUCAUAUUUUCAUGAGUGGACUUCUCAGUAUUUCGUCUUCUCAAAAAUGGCUAAUAUUGAUAAAGCG